Messenger RNA from Mesocestoides corti, 336 nucleotides. The record is from the annotation of a GenBank genome assembly. Lineage: Eukaryota; Metazoa; Platyhelminthes; Cestoda; Cyclophyllidea; Mesocestoididae.
AUGUGUUUUUAUAUAGAGGCCCACGUGGCAUUGACGCUGGUCUCAGCAAGCGGUGAGAAGAUCACGAGUAGCCACACACACGACGUCAAACUGUCAACUAACACGGAAUUCGGGGAACGCUUCGCCUUCGACAUGUCCUCGCUAAAUCCACGCGAGGUCACGCUGUUUGUGCGCGUCUUCCAAAAGCACCACGUUCACAAGAACGAGUGCCUCGGCUGGUUCGCUAUUGGAUCCAAGAAUACUGGUGAGGAGGAGCGCUCGCACUGGAAUGAGAUGCUUCAGGCCCAGGGCCAGGAAAUAACUCGGUGGCACGUACUCAAUGAGAAUCUCACUUGA